Messenger RNA from Sphaerulina musiva SO2202, 540 nucleotides. RefSeq lists its product as uncharacterized. The transcript has 5 exons. Gene Ontology annotation, biological process: mycotoxin biosynthetic process. The record is from RefSeq and is a predicted model, not a curated record. The annotation marks the transcript as partial. Lineage: Eukaryota; Fungi; Ascomycota; Dothideomycetes; Mycosphaerellales; Mycosphaerellaceae.
GGGUUCCCUACAGACUAUGGGAACCUGGGAGAUAUCAUUGGUUUCAAGGAACAGAAAUAUUCCAACCCCAUUGUCAUCGCUGAAGAUCGUUCCCGACUGGAAAUUCCAUGGGAAGACGAUCGAUAUGCCUCGAAACCUCGGUAUGAGGUCGAUCGAGCGUGGGACGAACUUCUCUCAUACUCCGGAUUCAAUCUCUCCGUCACAUCACCCGUUGCAGAACCAGCUCGAGGACAAACGAUCGAAUACGACAACGGCGAAAAACUUCUCGUGGGAUUGGAAGUCUUUCAUGGUCUUCACUGCCUCAACAUGAUACGCUGGGGCCUCUAUCGAGAAACCUACGUCGUUUUAGUCUCACCAGAAGAAACCGAACUUCAUCUUGAACAUUGCGUCGAUUAUCUUCGUCAGUACAUUCAAUGUAAUGCGGAUUUGACCCCCAUGUGGACGGGUGAUAUGGGAGGUGGUCAUUUGAUGGUGAAACCAUAUACUCCGCAUACGUGUCGAGAUUUUGAUCAGAUUACUCAGUGGAUUGAUGAUCAUCGG